Molecule: messenger RNA, 2332 nt
Organism: Zophobas morio
Lineage: Eukaryota; Metazoa; Arthropoda; Insecta; Coleoptera; Tenebrionidae
Product: carboxy-terminal kinesin 2-like
Exons: 4
Coding region: 212-2239 (675 amino acids)
Biological process (GO): microtubule-based movement
Molecular function (GO): microtubule binding; microtubule motor activity; ATP binding
Source: RefSeq, a predicted model, not a curated record
UCGAGUAAAUUUUAGACAGCGCGAGUGGCGCUUGGUUAUGUGGAUUGUGGUCGUUUUUUCAAGUUUCUUAAUCCGGGAAUUAUUUUAAACAGUUUACAAGUGAUUUAAGUUAACAUUAUUGUUUUAUUGUAUACGACAACGACCCUGAAUUUGCGUGUGCAACCUUAAUUUCUUCGCUUAUCCAAGUUAUAUUUUAGAAUCCUUUACAACGAUGGACUCAAGAAUACCAAAAUCGUUCCUUAAACCACCUACUAGGAUCGUGAAAGCGGACAUAAAUCCGAAAUUUCUGGCAACCAUUUCUGAAAACAAGCCCUUUGGACCUGCUGCAUCGGCUACCGGACUAAAACAACCUGCCUUGGCUUCGAAAGUACAACCGAGACCUAUGCUUCGACGUCGUUCGAAGUCUGCAUCGGAUUUGUUAGCACUGCAAUCAAAACCAAUAACAAUAGGAAAGAUGAUGCUGUCAAAAGUAGCUUCAACUAAACCUGCACAAAAAAGGCCCGCCUUGCAAAAAAACGACGAUGAGAACAAACCGAAGGUGGCUAAAGUGAAGAUUCCAAGUUGGGAUUAUAAAUCCAGGUUCUUAGAAUUGCAAAAAAAAUACACCGUGGAAUUGGAGGACAACAAAACACUCAAGAGCAAAGUUGCAAAUGUACCACAACUAGAGGAAGAAGUGGAAGGUCUCCGAACCGAAAACCAACGCAACCUCCAGAAAAUAGAAGUUAUUCAGGAAAACGAGGAAAAGUUGCAAGAUCGCCUCAAGUCUGUUUCUAAAGAAAACGUUUCCCUUAUUGAAGCGGUUGUAAAACAUAGAAAAGAGUACCAAGGUCUUGCAGACAGUUAUAAAAGUCUUCAAAAAGAACACAACAUCUUAAUAGAAGCUGAAAAGGAGUCUAAACAGAAAGCAGAAGAUCUUUUUAACGAAAAUUUAGCUUUAAAAACAAAGUUGUCACAGCAGGAAACCGCAUGUCGUCUCCAUUCAGAAGCCUAUAAUAAACUUGAAGAAGAAUCUAAGGAGUACUUGCGAAAAAUUUCUAGCACCGAAAACAUGCUUCAAGAAUCAACAUCAAACAACAUUCGUUUAGAAAAUCGGUGCCAACAAUUAGAAAAUUUAACAUCGAAAUUAAAGCAAGAUUUAGAGGAGCACGAUACCCUAAGACGAUCUUUGCAUAACACCAUCCAGGAUAUGAAAGGGAAUAUCCGCGUUUUCUGCAGAGUUCGGCCUCCAGUCACCAGUGAAGAGACAGAAAGACAACUUUGCGCAAUCUUUUUCCCGAACGAAACGUCCCUGGAAAUCCGAAAAGCUCGAGAAAGCGUUAGUGUUAUCAGCGGAAAACCCGUCGAUCUAAAACAAGAGUUUUCUUUUGAUAAAGUUUUUCCGCCUGAAGCUAAUCAAGCCGAAGUAUUUGAAGAGCUGGCGCAGUUAGUUCAGUCAGCGUUGGACGGUUACCACGUGUGUGUUUUUGCUUAUGGACAGACCGGAUCUGGAAAAACAUACACAAUGCAAGGGUCGUCGAACGAUUUUGGCAUGAUUCCAAGAACUGUGGACUUGAUUUUCAAAAAGAUUGAGAAACUUUCAACCUCGGAUUGGACCUACACCGUGUCAGCAAGUUUCCUUGAAAUAUACAAUGAAAAUAUACGAGACCUUCUUGUUCCAAAUAGUACACACAAUUACGAAGUGCACUACAAUGAAGGACGCGGGGUAACAGUCACCAAUCUCGAAAUCGUUCCAAUUUCCUCAGCGGAAGAACUGAAAGUUGUUAUGGAAGAAGCGCAGAAGAACAGGGCAGUUGCAGCGACAAAUUUUAAUGAGCACAGUUCGAGAUCUCAUGCAAUAACUAAAAUUCAUCUCGAAGGGUAUAAUGCGGAAACCAAAGCGAAAUAUUCAGGGUCGAUAAAUUUAGUGGAUUUGGCGGGUUCUGAAAGUGCUAGAACAAGCGGCCCAGAAAGACUGAACGAAACCAAAAACAUAAAUAAGAGUUUGUCUACACUGGGAAAUGUAAUGUUAGCAUUGCAUAAUAAGGAUCAACACAUCCCUUACAGAAACUCGAAAUUGACAUUUUUGCUGCAGUCUUGUCUUGGUGGUAAUUCUAAGACAUUAAUGUUGGUUAAUAUUUCACCUUUUGAGGAGUGUUUUUUGGAAAGCAUACAUUCUUUACGAUUUGCUUCCAAAGUAAAAGAAAUUAAAACGGUUGCCAAGAAGAACAAAACUUAUUGUACAAUGCCACCACCAAAGUAAAUUAACUAGCCAUAUUUAUGUAUUUUUUUAAUAUAUUAACUGUAGUGUAUUGUUGUAUGACAUAAUUACUGUUUUAGUGUCCAUUAAACGAUU